AUGGAUAAAAGUGUUGAUAUUAUUGCGUUUGGUGCCACGGGUUGUACUGGAAAAUGUACAGUUUUACGAUUAGCUAGAUUAACAACAGAAAAAUAUUUGAAUAUUAGUUGGGCGAUUGCUGGGCGUUCCAAAGAAAAGCUCCUAAGCUUAGUAAAGGAAUUGAGUGAAAGGGGUUUUAAUAUUAAAGAGCUUUUGACUAUUGAAUGUGACAUUAAUAAUGAAGAAUCAAUAAAGACAAUGUCAAAAAUGACCAAAGUUGUCAUAAAUUGUACGGCUCCAAAGAUUCUACUGAGUUCCCUUAUAGUGAAGACAUGUAUUGAAACAAGAACACAUUAUGUGGACUUAUCUGGAGAGAUGUAUCACAUCUUAAACUUAUAUCGUGAUUACUACAAAUCGGCGGCAGAUGCAAACGUACUUGUAAUUCCAUCCUGCGGAUUUAGUACAAUGCCUGUGGAGACUGGCUUGAUCUACUUAGAGAAACAAUUCAAAGGAACUUUAUACACAGUGGAAUGCUUUACUGAAUUCUCAAUACCACCGUGUCGACUGUUCAGAGCUUUAAUUCAUAAUGGAAGGUGGACUUCACUUCUCAAUUCUUUCAAAACUUACAGACACCAGCUAUCUUUAUGGUCGGAAUUUUUUCCGGAACCCGUCGAACCUGAGCCAGAAGAAAUGAAAAGGUCCCUUUUCUUCCGAAACAAAGGCCGUUUGUGGUUUCCUUGGCCUGGAAUAGAAAAUGACUCAGUAAAAAUGUCUCAAAUGUUUUUAUACGAGAAAAACGAAAAGAAGCCGCUCCAUUUCAAGGUUUUUAGGAGAUUGUUAAUAAGUUUUCCACGACUGUUUACAUUGGGAUACGUAUCAAGGAAGGGACCUACUUACACAAUGAGACAAAGUACCAAUUUCAGUUUUAUUUUGAAUGGUAAAGGGUGGGAAUUAGAUUGCAAUGAGAAGAGUAAACCUACGAAAACCUUAUCGGUGAAGGUGUCAGGUCAGGAUCCUUGUCAAGACUCAACGGCUAUUGCUUUAAUCAUGAGUGCCAUAACGAUAUUGAAAGAAAGUUCUAAUAUGCCGAAGGGAGGAGUUAUAACGCCUGGAGCUGCUUUCUUUAGAACCGACAUAGUGGAUCGAUUGAUGCAUGAGGGUUACACGUUCCAAGUCUUAAAAUAA
Messenger RNA from Arctia plantaginis, 1164 nucleotides. The record is from the annotation of a GenBank genome assembly. Lineage: Eukaryota; Metazoa; Arthropoda; Insecta; Lepidoptera; Erebidae.